AUCCGCAUUUAGACCAAUCAGCAUGGAGACCACCGGCCGCAAGCGAUCUGCCCUGUUGUUACAAAUCUGGCAAUAGAGACAAAGGCACAACUUUGCUGCGACACAAUCUAAAUACGAGGUGUUUUGCAUAAAUGCAAAGUUAUACAAUAACAGAGACUUAAACCUGAGACACCGCUUUGCACGCGAGAUCUGGUGCAAACUUAUAAGAGCAGCUCAUUGUAAAGCUAAAGGCUUCUCUCCUCCAUCCUGGUGCAGAAUUAGAGACUGCAGGCAACGAGAAAUGGCAGAGAAGACAGCACUGAUUGUUUAUGCCCACCAGAGUCCCGCCUCAUUCAACGCUGCUGCACGGGAUGUAGCGGUUCAGGCUCUGACAAAGCAAGGCUAUAAAGUCCUAGUGUCGGAUCUGUAUGCUAUGAACUUCAAGGCCUCAGCAACUGCAGAGGAUAUUAAGGGUGAUCUGAAGAAUCCUGAGCACUUUAUAUACAAUGAUGAGAUGAUGGUUGCAUGGCAGGACGGUCGUUUAAGUGAUGACAUUGCAGAAGAACAGCAUAAGUUGGAGCAGGCAGAGCUGGUUAUCUUUCAGUUCCCUCUCUACUGGUUUACUAUACCUGCCAUUAUGAAGGGCUGGAUAGACCGAGUCCUAACUCAAGGAUUUGCCUUCACCCUGCAGAAGAUGUAUGACAAUGGCAUUUUCAAGGAUAAGAAGGCCAUACUUUCAUUCACCACUGGGGGAAUGGAGUCCAUGUUUAAGCCUGAUGGUGUUCAUGGAGACAUCAAUGUUGCCCUCUGGCCUUUACAGAAUGGGGUGCUGCGUUUCUGCGGGUUUCAGGUCCUCGCCCCCCAGAUCUUCUGGUGUCCAGCACACACCCCUCCAGAUGCCAGAAAUGCCAUGUUAGAGGCAUGGAGGGAAAGGCUGAAUGGUGCAUUUGCUGAAAAGCCUCUUUCAUUUGCUCCGACCAAAUACUUUGACCUCACCUUUCAAGGAGGAUUUUGCCUUCGGCCAGAGGUGAAAGAGAAGUAUGCCUCUGAGUCCUAUGGCAUUACCACGGCACAACAUUUAGGCAAACCGCUUCCUCCAGACAACCAGAUCAAAGCUAAAGGAUCCAGUCACACAAGAUAAUCAUUCAAGGAAUUAGUAUGAGGAAUUUUUAGCAGAAUGAAGGAGUUUUAGGUUAAAUUAACUUUAUUCUGAUUAUAACAUCAGCCUUAUACCAUAAUCAACAUUUACCUACCAGCAAUAAGCAAGAAAGAACCGAAUGUGACCAUUUAAAUACUUAAGAAAUAUCUUGGUAUAUUUUCAUGGAUAGCUAUACUCAUGUUGGUGUCUUAGUGAAGUAAUUUAUCAAAUUCUUUAAUGAUACUAAUUUGUGGAUGUGGAUGUUAUAUGAUAUAGCCUAUAUGGAUAUUAAAAUUUGUGCAUUUUAAUGAGUUCAACUCAUAGGCUACUCAUGUUCAAGAUGCAUGUUCGAUUUUAAUUAUAAUCAAAAAAUAAAUAUAUGACACUACUA
Onychostoma macrolepis is the source of this 1508-nucleotide messenger RNA. It is a transcript of the gene nqo1, whose product is annotated as NAD(P)H dehydrogenase, quinone 1. Gene Ontology annotation, cellular component: cytosol. The coding region runs from base 281 to 1120 and encodes 279 amino acids. The transcript has 7 exons. The record is from RefSeq and is a predicted model, not a curated record. Gene Ontology annotation, molecular function: NAD(P)H dehydrogenase (quinone) activity. NCBI's taxonomy places the organism in Eukaryota, Metazoa, Chordata, Actinopteri, Cypriniformes, Cyprinidae.